AUGUCGUUCACCUGGUCAGACAUCUCGACUCUGCUGCAAGAGAAGCUCGCUCUUCUCCCCCAAGGCACCACGAUGAUGCUCAUCGUCCACACCAUCGGCAUCCUCAUCGCGAUGCCUUACUUCAUGGACAUCUUCGUGGCUUUUUUCGAGAAGACAAUCACCUACAUCUUGGUGUAUCGCCCCUCCAGCAUGCGCAAGUCAGUCGAAGGCAAGGCUUCGCCACCGAACAAGAGCAUCGACACUGUCAUCCAGACUCUCGGAGGCAGCCCUCCAGGUAAGUGCAGCAUCUGUUUCGAAGACUACUGCCGUCCAGUGAAGAUCAAGCAAUGCGGCCACAUCUUCUGCGACUCGUGUAUUCGAUCGACGCUGGCGUCAAUCUCGCAUUGCCCACUCGAUGCUCGUGAGCUCUUCCCGGACAAAGCCCAGUCUGUACAAGACCAGAUCCAACUCCAGCUCCAGCAAGGAGAGUGGGUGCACCCAAUCUCGGUGAUGCCGUUCAGCUUCCUGAUUCCCGGCAUAGGAACAGCAACGGUAAGUCUCGCGCUUCUGCUCGUCGAAGCCCUGUUCAAGAUCCAAGGCAACACCAUCUGCACCGCUAUCGCUCUCGUUGUCAUCGCUCCCAUGCAGAGACUUCUACUCGCUCGCCAGAUGACUAUGCUGCUCGUCUCAACGAAUGCACUGCGCUUCAAAUUGGGGCAACCGGUUCGCCUACAGGGAAUGUUCGAGAUCUACUGGGCGAUCCAGUUCAUCCUUACUCCGUGGGUCUUCGCUGCUGGAGCGCAGAUGAUGCUCAUCGUCGCCUGCUGGGUACCUUUCCUGGGCGCCAUGAAGGCGAGGUUUGGAGUCAACCCCACGUACAUGAUUUCUCUGGCGGUGCCGCUUGAGUUGAGCCUUGUGAUUCUCCGCAAGCCGAUUCAGUUCAAGGUCAGAGCAGGAGAGCCACAGAUCGUGAUCCCUGAGUUGUGA
Messenger RNA from Zasmidium cellare ATCC 36951, 966 nucleotides. RefSeq lists its product as uncharacterized. The transcript has a single exon. The record is from RefSeq and is a predicted model, not a curated record. Bases 1 to 966 code for a protein of 321 amino acids. Gene Ontology annotation, biological process: protein polyubiquitination; ubiquitin-dependent protein catabolic process. NCBI's taxonomy places the organism in Eukaryota, Fungi, Ascomycota, Dothideomycetes, Mycosphaerellales, Mycosphaerellaceae. Gene Ontology annotation, molecular function: ubiquitin protein ligase activity.